AUUAGCCGCACAUUGCUAGCGAGGGUAACCGCAUCCGGGAACAGUCGGGAUGUGAAUAUUUAAAAUUCAUUUUCUUUCUUCGCGAUGUUUCAGACAAUUGCUGAUACUGUUGGCCUCCCAGUGGACCAGAUUCGUUAUGUGAUACUGCUGUUCCUGUCGUACCCACUGGCCUAUGUGUUCCGCUAUGCCCUCCACCCCUCACACACAUCACUCAUCACACGACACAUCUUCUCCCUCUCAUUCGGACUACUCUAUGGCUUCCUCUGUUUUGGAAGUCAGAUGAUCGUCUUGUUUGCUAUAAUUGGAGUGUGCUGUGCUAUGCUUCAGUACCUCCCAGCCACUGUGGUCCAAAGAUACACAAUGGUGUGGGCCAUGGGCAGCAUGAGUGCAGCUCACAUCUACAGAAUGAUGACUGACUAUGGAGGUUGGACCCUGGACUUCACUGGACCUCUCAUGAUCAUUGUGCAGAAGGUUACUCUGGUUGCAUUUGCCCUACACGAUGGCAAGGGUCGCAGUGACUCAUCACUCAACCAGGACCAGAGAGAACAGAAGAUUGAUGUGUGUCCCUCUCCCCUGGAGUACUUCACCUACAUCUUCAACUUCCACUCCUUCCUUGCCGGACCUUCCUUUAGCAUCAAGGACUUCCUGGCUUUCAUGGACGGUUCUAAUCUCAAGACAAAGGAGCAUGUCGGAGAGCCCUCAGCUGCGUUUGCUAUUGUCUCCAAGCUUGGCUACUCUUUAUUGAGCAUGAUCGCAUAUUUAUACUUGGGAAUGUACUUUACAAAAGACAUGCCUAUUGAUCCGCAAUACUCUAUUCCAAGCAGACUGUACAUCAUUUUAAUCUAUGGCUACAUAUUUCGACUCAAGUAUUACUUUGUGUGGUAUAUGGCGGAGAGUAUCAACAACUUGUGUGGGCUGGGUUUCAGUGGAUAUGAUGAGAAGGGACAACCAAAGUGGGACCUUGUUACAAUCGUUGCAAUGAGAGGAGUGGAGCUUCCCCCAAACCCCAGGAGUGUUUCCAUCAGCUGGAACAUCACUUCAGGAAAGUGGCUUAGGAGAGUGUGCUAUGAGAGAGUACCCUUCUCCCCAACCAUGGCCACCAUGUUCCUGUCUGCCUGGUGGCACGGCUUCUAUCCUGGAUACUAUCUUACCUUCAUAUUUUUGUCUGUAGUAGUAGAAGUGGCACGGAAGCUACGUCGACUGAUUCGGCCCCACUUCCUACACAGUCCCCCCCUCAAGUGGUCCUAUGAUGUCAUAACUAUUGUGCUGUCUCGCUGUGCUUAUGAGCUUGGUAUUAUCCCUAUUGACCAGUUGUGGACGCGCCCAAGUAUUCUGUUCUGGAGCUAUUUCUAUUUCAUCCCCCAAGUGACCAUAGUGGUGCUCAUGUUGCUACUACCAUCUGGCAAGAGCUCACAAGCUGACAAGGAGAAAGAAGAGACUAAAUCCAAACCUCACUAGAUCAUCCCGUUCAUUAACAUUUCAUGUAUAUACAUUUAGCUUAACUAUCAAGAUUAUCUAUUUUAACUUGUGAAGCAUCUUGUAUGAGAUCCCCUC
Molecule: messenger RNA, 1554 nt
Organism: Halichondria panicea
Lineage: Eukaryota; Metazoa; Porifera; Demospongiae; Suberitida; Halichondriidae
Product: lysophospholipid acyltransferase 2-like
Exons: 10
Coding region: 85-1458 (457 amino acids)
Biological process (GO): lipid modification
Cellular component (GO): membrane
Molecular function (GO): acyltransferase activity
Source: RefSeq, a predicted model, not a curated record